Messenger RNA from Mauremys reevesii (Reeves's turtle), 651 nucleotides. Its product is annotated as NACHT, LRR and PYD domains-containing protein 3-like. The coding region runs from base 151 to 651 and encodes 166 amino acids. The transcript is spliced from 3 exons. Gene Ontology annotation, cellular component: cytoplasm. Lineage: Eukaryota; Metazoa; Chordata; Testudines; Geoemydidae. The record is from RefSeq and is a predicted model, not a curated record.
GAAGGGUAAAGGGCAAGGGGUGGAGUUUAGACAGGAAGUCCCACCCACUGCUGGUUUCUCACUGGACAAGAGGUGGGACUUGAGACGGAGUCUGUAGCAGGAUUUCUGGCUCAUUCUGGAUGCUGAUUAGUCAAGCAGAGGGACUGGUGGAUGGGGCCACCUGUCAGAACAGCUGUGACGAGCCUGAUUCACACCAUGAUCCCCCUUCUCUACCUUUCUCUCUCCUGCAGCUUGCGGAAGUCCUCUACAUCGGGAUGCGGUGUCACAGCCGCUGGCUGUGGGGAUCUUGCUGCUUUUCUCAAAACCAGACAGAACCUGACAAAGCUGUACCUGGAUAAUAACGUUUCUCUGGGAGAUUCCGGAGUGCGGCUGCUGUGUGAGGGGCUGACACACCCAAACUGCAAAUUAGAGACUCUGGUGCUUCACUAUUGUGGUCUCACAGCUGCAUGUUGUGAGAAUCUCUCCUCUGUUCUCAGCACCAGCCAGACCCUGACAUUCCUAGGUCUAGGGGCAAACAGUCUGGAGGAUUCAGGAAUGCAGCGGCUGUGUGAGGGGCUGAAACAUCCAAACUGCAAAUUACACACACUAGGAGUGGACUUCCACCGUCUAACUCCAGUAAUGCAGGUAGAGCUGUAUGCAGUGAAAAGAUAA